Apus apus (common swift) is the source of this 4800-nucleotide messenger RNA. It is a transcript of the gene RNF146, whose product is annotated as ring finger protein 146. The coding region runs from base 3039 to 4097 and encodes 352 amino acids. The record is from RefSeq and is a predicted model, not a curated record. Gene Ontology annotation, molecular function: ubiquitin protein ligase activity; zinc ion binding; poly-ADP-D-ribose binding. Gene Ontology annotation, cellular component: nucleus; cytoplasm. Gene Ontology annotation, biological process: Wnt signaling pathway; ubiquitin-dependent protein catabolic process. NCBI's taxonomy places the organism in Eukaryota, Metazoa, Chordata, Aves, Apodiformes, Apodidae. The transcript is spliced from 3 exons.
AUACAAACAAGAUCAUCAGAUGGGCAAAAUAGUUAAAUCCCAAUAAAAGCGUGGAGGUUUAACUCUUAGAAUGACUUUUCUGUGAUACGAACCAGGAAGUGCUGUAGGUUUUGUUACUGGGGGUGUAGUACACGAGUAUGCAUUGAAUAAUGAAAAGGAGCAGUAGGGAACAGAGCUUUAAAACAUUCUGACAGAUUGGUAAUGCUGAAAAUGCAGUCCUGCUACUUUGUUAGGUACUGCCUCUGGACAGGGGGCUGCCUAUAAAUGUUACCCGAACCGUCUCUAAAAACGCACUACCAAAAAUUGCAGUUUGCAAUAGUAUUGAAGACACAGUGAAAUCUGAAUAUUGAUUUGGUCAUUUGGAGUAAGUCUUGAAUAUUGAAUGCUUGCAGGAACUUGGCUUUGUAGUCUUUUGUGGUUAAUACUGUGGUUUCUUCCCCAGAAAGUAAAAAUUGUGAAAAUUGCUACAGUUCAGAAUCUGUACUGAGAGAAAGAAACAGUUCUGUUCUUCUUUCCUUGAAAAUAUACUACAUCAAUUUGAUGUAAUUGAAUGGUCGUUUAUGUAGAGAGCUUGAACUGCAGUAUUUUUAAAGGCUAUUGAACAGUGGAUUCCUGGAAUUGGUGGGGGAAAAAGUCCUGUUGUUGACACUGAUUUUUUUUUUUCUCUCUUCUGUGCAUGUUAAUCAAGUCUAUAAAUAUGAGGAGAUGUUCCUGUACUUAUUUUCUGUUUCACAAGCAUUGAUAAUUUCAGAUGAACCAGUUUCUGCUGCUUUUUCCACGCUAUCAUUUUAUUUGCGUGAGAGACUAACGUUUUUGCUCUGCUAAAUAAAUUGAAAUAGGACAUUUGCUCAAAAUCGAAAUUCAGUGCUCCAGCUGUAGCAUAGGAGAACCCUCAUUUUGAAGAAAUAUGUAGCAGUUCAAUACUGACAUGCUUGACUGUUCUGCCCUUGUCUAUUCUUCUGUAAUUCAGUUCCAAAUGUACAUAUAAGGGUUGGUUUUUUAUUAACAUGUAAUGUCAAAGGAUAAGGAAUGACAGACAACUUGAAGCCUUGGCACAAUCAGCAAUUCCUGAAGAUAUUUUAAGAAACAGAUACAUAAAAGUAAGUAAGAACAGGAAACUGUGAGGUUAUUUAUCUGUUGUGCUAUCCAAUGCCCAGGGACAGUUUAAGAAAUACCUGAUAGGCUCAGUACCUUGAGCUGAUACUGUAAUUGACAGUUGCUGUCAGACAGGAGGAUGAUUUUUCCAUUAAAAAAAAAAAAAAAGCCACCUUCUGUCUUCCCACGUGGUUUGGCUGUGAUAACUUUUAGGGAAGGGCAGAAUUCUAGGGUUCUUUUUUCUGUCCUGCACCUCUAAUAAUUGAGUUAUGAGUUAGGAAGCUUGAUGGAAAAAAAUCAAGUGUUUAAUUACAGAAGGGCAUAUGCUCAUUUGAAGUAGUGCUGUAGCUGCUGAGUUUUCAACCUAGGAAGGGGAGAAAAUGAUGAAUUUGUGAUAGCUGUUUUAGAGGAAGCUGCACAAAGUUGCAGAAUUUGUGAGAUCAUCUGUCAUUUGAGGUAGGACUCCAGUAAUUGGCUUCUUUCCUUAGAAGCUGGUGUUAGUUGAAUUUACCAAUGGUUUGUGCUUGUUUGGUUUUAAAAAGCUAAGUUUUUCCUUACAGAGAAGACUUUCUGUCUUCUGAGGAGCUGGCUUCUUAAACAUGUAUGUUCCUCGGAUGGUGGUUUUUUUCAUUUUCAAAGAAAUAGAAAAGUGGAAAAAAAUGUAUUUUGUCAGAUAGAUUACUGGGAAUCAGAUGGGCACAGUUGACUGAAAUGACGGUAAAUUAUUUUUUUAUUCCAUCUUGGUCUAGUAAAAACUUGACAUUUUUCUUAAGGACAACCUGAAAUAAUUUUUGGGAAAUAGGUCUGGUAGGAAGUCCACCACUUCAAAAUCGUAAGGUUGCAUGGGAGAAGCGGGUGUGACUUCUCCCAGCAAGCAUCCUGAGAGACUUUAAAGGAGGCAAAAAGAAUAACAGUUAAAUGCUGGCUGAGCCCAGGUUUAAGUUUUGCUCCUGAUAAGUGGAAUUGUCCUUCAUGUAUUGCAUCCUGAAUGAAAGUUUCAAAAUCAGUGUGUGAUGGGAUGUGUGGAUUUAGUGAGUGUGCACAAGGAACGGGUACUUGCAGGUUGCUACAGAUAACGUAACUCCUCAUACUACUUGCUUUUUCAGCAUAGAAAAUUAAUUGCCAAGUCUGGAACACAGCUCUUACCCACUUGAAUUUAAAGGAGUCAUCUAGGAAAGAGGGAAUGUGUGUGUGUAUUUAACCACAAGUGUCUUUUAUCCCAUUUAGUAAAAUUUUCAAGACUGGCUUAUUAAAUACAUAACAAUGUCAUGAAGUGUAGAGGUUACCUGAAGUCACUUUGUGAACUACUUCUUUUUAAAAGAGCUAUGCAGCAAUUAGAAAGUUGCCUUACCAUAAUCUUAUAAUUAUGCUUUAAUUGGAUUCUUCUAAGUACAAUUUCAUACCUUGAAUAUGUGCAUGCAUUUUUAUUUUGUAAGAAUUCUGCCAGAUCUGACCCAACCUUUUUUUUCCAUCUCCACAAAACAUUCAGUUUUAUAAUAUGUUACUUCUACUAGUGGAUUGCAAGAGGUGGUAGAUAGGAGGCUUCAAGAGAUACCUGCAGAAGUAACAGAAAGCCAGCUCCUAAGAUGAAAAACUGAACACCACACCCACAGCAUCAAGCUUGUUGCAACUGCUUCUUUGAUCUUAGGAAAUAGAGUAUCUUGUUUGAGUGGACUAGUAGAGCCAAAAUGUUAAUGCAAUUGAAGCUCUUUAUUUCAGAUUGAUGAGUGAAGAAAGGGGAAGCUGCUAGAACGAUGAGGGCAGAACCUUCUCCCUUUUGAAAAGUUUGCAGAGAAGCUGAAACACUGUAGUGUCCCAUUGGGCAGGACGAGUAAGGAAUGAGCCAGCCUUGGGAAAGAGGACCUGCCAUCCUAGCUGGAGACAUCUGAAGAGAGGACAUUUUAGUCUUGUGGCAUGCUUCAGUAGAAAUUACUCAGAAAAAGAUGGCUGGCUGUGGUGAAAUCGAUCAUUCAAUCAACAUGCUUCCCACAAACAGGAAGACAAAUGAGUCCUGUGCUAACACAGCACCUUCCCUGACAGUCCCUGAAUGUGCUAUCUGUCUGCAAACAUGUGUCCAUCCAGUAAGCCUGCCUUGUAAACAUGUUUUCUGUUAUCUGUGUGUGAAGGGAGCUUCUUGGCUUGGGAAACGAUGUGCACUGUGCCGGCAGGAGAUUCCAGAGGAUUUUCUUGACAAGCCAACCUUAUUGUCACCAGAAGAACUCAAAGCAGCAAGCAGAGGCAAUGGAGAAUACGCUUGGUACUAUGAAGGUAGAAAUGGUUGGUGGCAGUAUGAUGAACGUACCAGUAGAGAGCUGGAAGAUGCCUUUUCCAAGGGUAAAAAGAGCACUGAAAUGCUAAUUGCUGGGUUUUUAUAUGUAGCGGAUCUUGAAAAUAUGGUUCAGUACAGGAGAAAUGAGCACGGACGCCGCAGAAAAAUAAAACGGGACAUAAUAGAUAUACCAAAGAAGGGAGUGGCUGGGCUGAGGUUGGACUGUGAUGCUAACACUGCCAACCUGGCAAGGGAGAGCUCUGCUGAUGGUGCAGACAGCACACCCACACCAGGGGCUGCAGCCAUGCAGCCUCUAGCAUCCAUUUCUCCUAGGCCCCUGCCAUCACUAGAUGGUCAGCUGGUGAGUCCUUCAACACCAUCACCAGAUGCAAGCAAUUCUCUCGAGAACUCUUUUGCCCACUUACAAAUAAAUGGAGACAGUAUGGCUGAAAGGAGUCACAGAGGAGAAGGAGAAGAAGACCAAGAAUCUUUAUCUUCUGGUAGGGUGCCAGCCCCUGACACCUCUGUUGAGGAAACAGAGUCAGAUGCUAGCAGCGACAGUGAGGAUGUGUCUGCCCACCUUCAGCAGCGCCUGUCCUCUGUCCAGCAGAGACACUUGAAUGCAAAUGCAAGCCAGUCAGGAGUGGAUAGACCAGUGGCUGGGGGCGGGGUGGUAAACUCAAGUGUGAGAUCUAGAAGGCCAGAUGGACAGUGCACAGUCACUGAAGUUUAAAUCGAGAGCCAUGAAAAUUCCUGUACCUGUAAAUUUUCUGUCCACAUUGGCAUUGCACUCAAACCUAGCAGUGUGUUUGGUGGGAGGGUGGGGGGAAGGGGAGAAACAGCUUUGGCCUGUUUAACUUAAGUCUCCUAACAUGUCUCCGCUGGAGGACUCUAACUGUAGGAAACUGGGUUGUCCUGUUAAUGGUUUGAAAGCUGCUUAGCAAUACCCAGUUUUCUUGAAAACGUCUUGUGUUUAUUUUGUAGCAUUUUCCCCUUGGAGAUACUCUAUCCCCUUUUUGGCCAAUGUGUAUCUACUGUACAACUUGAAUUGUCUUCAUUAUCUGACUGUUGCAUUAAGUGUCUUACUACUUUCUGCAUGGAUUGAUGUAUGAAAAGAAUACUAAAGCAAUGUGGGAAGCAGGCAAGAUGUUGGGUGUGAGGAGGAUGCUUAAUUUAAUGUGAGAAAAUAGAUGUGAGUUUGGAGUUACAAUGUGUUUUUACUAGACAAGAGCUAUCAUUUGCCAUCCUUCAACGGAAAUGUAAAAAUGCUGUUAACUUUUGUUGCAAAUUCUUACCUAUACAUUCUUCAAUGUCAUUUUCACUGGCUUUGCCAUCUAGUCUUUGUAGUUUUGUUUUUGAGGUCUUUCUUGAUCUGUCUCGUUUUUGUUACGGAAUUUAUAAUUUAAUAAAACUACAUUUUAUCAGUAAUAAUCUUA